Phyllopteryx taeniolatus (common seadragon) is the source of this 1781-nucleotide messenger RNA. RefSeq names its product dickkopf WNT signaling pathway inhibitor 3b (gene dkk3b). The record is from RefSeq and is a predicted model, not a curated record. Gene Ontology annotation, molecular function: co-receptor binding; receptor antagonist activity. Bases 609 to 1601 code for a protein of 330 amino acids. The transcript is spliced from 7 exons. Gene Ontology annotation, biological process: negative regulation of canonical Wnt signaling pathway; multicellular organism development. Gene Ontology annotation, cellular component: extracellular region. Lineage: Eukaryota; Metazoa; Chordata; Actinopteri; Syngnathiformes; Syngnathidae.
AAAAAAAAAAAUAAAAAAAAAUAAUAAAAAAAAAUAAAAUAAAUCAAUAGUCAGCCCCUUCCUUCAGCCUUCACCUUAUCGUGGUGGAAAAGUUUGUGUGUCCCAAUGAUCCUGGGAGCUAAGUUGUCUGGGGUUUUAUGUCUGUGGCAGGGUCACCCAUGGCAAACAGGUCCGAGGUGAGGGACCUGUUUGGGAUAUACAGCCAAUAUGCAUUUCCUGGGUUGCUGCCCCCACACCCACCCCACAAAAAUAUAUUUUUUUAAAAAGACAAAGAAAGAAAAAGGAAAAGAAGGAAGAUUUUCGGGUGAAAAUAAAACCGCGAAUAGGUGAAUCCCCGAACCGCGAAUAUGCGGGGUCUACUGUGUAUACUGAUCAUUCCAAGGUGUACGACAGAAGAAAGGGGAAGGCAGCGCCCCCUGCUGGAUAUCGGAGGGCUGGGUCUCUAUAAUGCAGUCCCUGAACGUGUUACAUUCAGAACAGUACUGUAUGGGAAAACAAAAAGCUGUACGGGAUAUAGCCAUCAAAUGAAAAUAAUGUUUUUAAUACUUAUUGACGGGUCAACAGGGCAACAACAUUCAUUGUCCUGCUUUGUAAGCUUUACCGUUUAAAUGAUCGUACAGUACAAGUACUGUCCAAGUAGGCUUGUGUUCGUCGAUCCGUGUGCAGCUUGCUCAUGGAAAACAACCUUUGCAUCCAGCCGUUUCCACGUCAUGAAACCGAGUUUGUGCUCCUCCUCAGACUUUCCAAAUAAAAGCCAUCCAGCUGUGUGCAGUGGUGCUCUCCGCGUCAUCCGUCUCAAACAAGAAGGAAGAGACGCAGAAAUGGCCAACUGUGUUUUGUUAUUAUCUGUUUCUUUCAAUCUGUGUUUGUUGUGGGCGGCUGUCGGAGUCGUGCCCAGCCGGGCAAUGGUCAUUGCGGACGGCCAGGAACGGGGCUUUGUCAACUUGAACGACAUGUUUCGUGAAGUGGAGGAGUUGAUGGAAGAUACCCAGCACAUAUUGGAGGAUGCAGUCGACCAGAUCACAGCGGAGAGUGCCAAGUUGCUGGAAAAUCAUCAUCACCACAGUGACAAGAUUGUGAAAGAUAGAGCGAUCACCAUUCACACCGACAAGAAAACGAAUAACACAGCAGGAGAGACAUCACAUAUACGUGUGGCGAGCUCAGGCGAGUGGAACAGUAUGUAUCAUGAAUGCAUGGUGGAUGAGGACUGCGGUGAACUGAAGUAUUGUUUUUAUGGGAUUGACAGCUCCAAAUGCCUGCCCUGCAUACCAACUGACAUGCCCUGCACAAAGAAUGAGGAGUGUUGCCCAAGCCAGAUGUGUGUUUGGGGCCAGUGUACAGUCAAUGCCACUGAGGGAACAGAGGGAACGAUCUGUCAGGGUCAGAAUGACUGCAAACUGGACCUCUGCUGUGCCUUCCAACGAGAGCUUUUAUUUCCUGUGUGCAACCCCAAACCGGGAAAGGGGGAGGCCUGCCUGAACCAACCUAACCUAUUAAUGGACAUGCUUGCCUGGGACCAGGAGGGUCCUCGCGACUACUGCCCCUGUACCAAUGACCUGCAGUGCCAAUCUCAUGGACGUGGAUCUGUUUGUGGACAGUAGCACCAGAAGUAGGAAUCCAGUAACUAAAAUAAAUAACCUCGCCUGAAGCUGUGGUGAAGUCGUGAUUGAUGAUUGACCAAAGAACAGCCCAUCUGCUGCGGCUUUCUGUUUUUCAAAAAUCCUAGUAUUGCAAGGAGUUGCACUGUUUCUUUAUAUAUGUAUUAUUUGUAAUAAAAGAUA